Molecule: messenger RNA, 1443 nt
Organism: Aspergillus ochraceoroseus IBT 24754
Lineage: Eukaryota; Fungi; Ascomycota; Eurotiomycetes; Eurotiales; Aspergillaceae
Product: S8 family peptidase
Exons: 3
Coding region: 1-1443 (480 amino acids)
Biological process (GO): proteolysis
Molecular function (GO): serine-type endopeptidase activity
Source: RefSeq, a predicted model, not a curated record
AUGAAAGGCGUUCUUGGCCUUUCCUUGCUCCCGUUGCUGGCAGCCGCCUCUCCUGUGGUAGUCGGCUCCAUCCACAACGGAGCAGCCCCCAUUCUUUCAUCCACAAAUGCCAAAGAGAUCCCAGAUUCUUACAUCAUUGUUUUCAAGAAGCACGUAGAUGUUGAAUCAGCUGUUGCUCACCAGAGCUGGGUUCAGGAGAUCCAUGGCCAGCAGAACGAGCGAUCGGAGCUGAAGAAGCGCUUCCUCGGACUCGAGUUCGGGUUCAGCGAUGAGCUGUACGCGGGAUUGAAGGACACUUUCAAUAUUGCCGGAUCUCUGAUGGGAUACUCUGGUCACUUCCACGAAGAUACCAUUGAAGAGAUCCGCAAUCAUCCUGACGUUCAAUACAUCGAAAGGGACUCUGAAGUCCACACCUUGGAGGAUACAUCCAUCGAGAAGAAUGCCCCAUGGGGUCUUGCUCGUAUCUCUCAUCGUCAUAGCCUCUCCUUCGGCACAUUUAAUAAAUACCUCUACGCCUCUGAUGGUGGUGAGGGUGUUGAUGUUUACACUAUUGAUACUGGUAUCAAUGUUGACCACGAGGACUUUGAAGGUCGUGCCUCCUGGGGUGCCACUAUCCCUACCAACGAUGAAGAUGCAGACGGCAACGGUCACGGUACCCACUGUUCCGGCACUAUUGGUGGCACUAAAUACGGUGUUGCUAAGAAGGCCAACCUCUACGCUGUCAAGGUCUUGCGAUCCAGUGGCUCUGGUACCAUGUCCGACGUCGUCCGUGGUGUUGAGUGGGCUGUUGAGAAUCAUCUUAUGAAGGCCAAGAAGGGUGGCAAGGGCUUCAAAGGCAGCGUUGCUAACAUGAGUCUUGGCGGCGGCAAAUCAAAGACCCUUGAAGAAGCUGUCAAUGCUGGCGUAGAGGCUGGCGUUCAUUUCGCGGUCGCUGCUGGCAAUGACAACGCUGAUGCGUGCAAUUACUCUCCAGCGGCCGCUGAGAAAGCCAUCACUGUUGGUGCCUCGACACUUGCAGAUGAGCGUGCUUACUUCUCCAACUACGGAAAGUGCACUGAUAUCUUUGCUCCUGGCCUCAACAUCCUCUCCACCUGGAUUGGUGGCAAGCAUGCCGUCAACACCAUUUCUGGAACCUCCAUGGCUUCUCCUCACAUUGCUGGUCUCCUGGCCUACUUUGUCUCUCUUCAACCUUCCAAGGAUUCUGCUUUCGCUGUCGAGAUUACUCCAGAGAAGCUGAAGAAGGAUCUGAUCUCCAUCGCUACCGUGGGUAUUCUCACCGAUAUCCCAUCGGACACCCCCAACCUCCUCGCUUGGAACGGUGGUGGCUCUACUAACUACUCUGACAUCGUCGCUAAUGGUGGCUACAAGGCUGGUCCUAAGUCUGAUUCUAAGUCUGAUUCUACUCCCUUCAAGCCUGGCGGUAUCCUCGCCCAGGCUAUGUAA